AUGUAUAUUUGUGAAAUUGUUUCUUCUAUUCGUAAUAAAGAAAAAAUUAAUAUCUAUGGUUAUAUGAUGCUUAAAGACAAAAAUAGAAAUCAUAGAUAUUAUUGGUACUGUGAAAAAUGUGAUAUUUUAAAAUGCAGUGAACGAGCAACCACUAUAUUAACUGAAGACCAACACCACCUUGUAAAAAAUUCUGAACAUAAUCAUGCUGCAGAAGCUAGCCGGGUUAAUGUUAUCAAAAAAAUUAAUAUAUUGAAAAAAAGGGCUCAGCAAAGCAAUGAUCAACCUGCACAGGUUAUUCAAACUAUUAUAUCUAAUAGUACAAAUGAAGUAUAUCCUUAUCUUCCAUCACAUGAUGCACUUCGUCAA
Molecule: messenger RNA, 366 nt
Organism: Funneliformis caledonium
Lineage: Eukaryota; Fungi; Glomeromycota; Glomeromycetes; Glomerales; Glomeraceae
Source: the annotation of a GenBank genome assembly